Paramecium sonneborni is the source of this 397-nucleotide messenger RNA. The record is from the annotation of a GenBank genome assembly. NCBI's taxonomy places the organism in Eukaryota, Ciliophora, Oligohymenophorea, Peniculida, Parameciidae.
UUUUAAAUGAAAUCAUUGCUGCUAUUAUCGUUUCUUGUAUCUGUUAGAUGCUCUUGCUGUAAGAAUAUAAAUACUUUUAGAUUUUACAUAAUAUGGAACAUUAUAUUAUUGUGAAGAAUGUUGCUUUUGGUCUGAUGGAGAUUGGCAUUGCGAGUCAUAUCAAUAUUGUUACACUUUUUUAGGAAUUCUUUUAGCUAUUUGGUUAGUUAUAUUUGCAAUUUAUGGAUUCCUUUAUUUUAAUGCAAAAAAUAAAACAGCAAAAAGACUAAGAGCUAUUUUUGAGAGAUCUUAAAAUUGUUUAAAUAAUUAUAAUUAAAAUGAGAUACCAUAGUAUAAUAAUUAAACCACAGAAAUUGCACAAAUUAAUAUGGUUGAGUUUAAGCAAUCAAAUUUAUGA